Molecule: messenger RNA, 1029 nt
Organism: Lactuca virosa
Lineage: Eukaryota; Viridiplantae; Streptophyta; Magnoliopsida; Asterales; Asteraceae
Source: the annotation of a GenBank genome assembly
AUGAGCAUACCUAUUGGAGUUGCUCUUGGUGAUAUCUAUGGUGGACUGGUUGGAACUGGUUUAGGUUGGCGCUAUGCAUUUUUUGGCGAAGCAAUUCUAAUGCUUCCAUUUGCUAUUUUGGGUUUUGUAAUGAAACCUUUGCAAAUGAAAGGCAUGUCGAAUGCUAAAAUCAUCCCGUGGUUCUUAAAUGAAGAGUUCUCAAAGAAAGAUUCCAGCUAUGUUUCAUAUACUUCAAAUCAGUUAUCAAGAUUUUGGCAAGAUAUGAAAGCUCUUUUGAGUGAGAAAGUAUAUGUUGUAAAUGUUCUAGGUUACAUAGUGUAUAAUUUCGUCUUUGGUGUAUAUUCAUAUUGGGGCCCAAAAGUUGGUUAUAACAUAUAUCAAGUGGACAAUGUUGAUUUAUUAUUUGGAGGAAUCGUAACUGUUGGUGGAAUUGUGGGGACAAUAGGAGGAAGUGUUAUUUUGGAUCGCAUAAAUUCGACAAUCCCCAAUGCAUUUAAGAUUCCACCAUUAAAGCAUAGACUGAAACCAAGAAGAAAAAGUGGGUUUGAUUUUCCAUUGUUGAAACCCAUCGAAUCUCAAUUCACCGUUAACAUAGGGGUGGGGCGAAAAAACGGAAAACCCCUGAGCAGCCUAUACGUUUUCUUGGUUCUCAUUUUAAUUGGGGAGAUUCUUGUUGAUGCCACUCAGGGUCCGGUGAAUCUUGUGUGUCUCCAUUCUGUUAAACCAAGUUUACGACCAUUAUCAAUGGCAAUAUCUACUGUAUCAAUUCACAUCUUUGGUGACGUGCCCUCCCCGCCACUUUUUGGAAUCCUACAGGACAAAGUUGAUAACUGGAGGACAUCUAUUUUGAUCUUAACGUCAAUAUUGUUUUUGGCAGCCGGAAUAUGGUUUAUAGGUAUCUUUCUUCAUAGUGUCGAUAGAUAUGAAGAAGAUAGCGAGCAUUUGGGGACACGUAUUGAGCAGCCAGAUAUGACACCUUUGCUUGAAUCUGAUGUGGCUAAUGGAGAUAUUACUUCUGCGUUAUUAUAA